AUGAACGACACCAAUUCCACACACAAAACCAGCUCCUGUAUCCCCAACAAACAUGUAUUUGAUUAUGGUAAGGACACAUCCUUCAUGUUUUUUGGUGGCUUGGGAGUUAUCGGAAACAUUUUCAUCAUCAUACUGGCGGUCAAGUACACAAAGAGAAAGAACCUUCACUACUUGAUCAUCAACAUGGCGGUUUCUGAUAUCCUCAUAGCAGUGUUGUAUACUACAGAGACCAGUAUAAUUUUCAUCCCAAGUAAAACGCCAGAAGUACUAGCAAUCAUAGUUUGUAAAUCAGUCGACUUCGUUAAAAACACCGCAGAAUUGCUAACAUUGACAACACUACUGAUUAUUAGCAUUGAACGUUAUCGAGCAACGAAAGUCGUCAUUGGCAAAAAGACCUCCUCAAAGCUAAAACUAGUCUGUAUUGCUUGGCUGGUGUCAAUGGCAUUGUCCGGCUUUAAUCUUGUGUUUGGUUAUGCUACACAGUCUGCACCAGGCUUGCCGUUUAGGUGUUCUCAUACCCUGAGUAACGCCGAAAAGGUUUUUGAUGGGUUUUACUUCUUGAAAUCGAUGAGCCUAGUUUUCUUGUAUAUAUCUGUGUUCAUCAUAAGUGUAGUAACCUCUGUAAGACUUUCCAAUUCUAACGCUAUCCAAGAAAAUCUUUCAGAUGAGCAGAGAAGGCGUCGAGCAAGACGCAUAAUGAGCGCUGUUAGAAUGGUACUGUGUUCAUUGCUGGUGUAUUCAAUAUGCUACCUACCUGACUUUGUUGAAGACAGCAUAAAAAGCAUAGAUCCAUCUAUCACAUAUGGAUUAAGCGAAGAAUGCAAAGACUUGCAGUUUUUUCUAAUGCACAUCCUCAAAGUAUUAAAUUCAAGCCUUAGUCCUUUGAUCUAUUUGGUGUUUCUGCAAGACUUCAGAAGAGCGGCAAAGACAUUCAUAUGGGCCACAAGGCCAAACGAUUCAUCACAGGAUAAUAAUAACAUAUAA
This is a messenger RNA of Exaiptasia diaphana, 984 nucleotides long. Its product is annotated as mu-type opioid receptor-like. Gene Ontology annotation, biological process: G protein-coupled receptor signaling pathway. The record is from RefSeq and is a predicted model, not a curated record. Gene Ontology annotation, molecular function: G protein-coupled receptor activity. Lineage: Eukaryota; Metazoa; Cnidaria; Anthozoa; Actiniaria; Aiptasiidae. Bases 1 to 984 code for a protein of 327 amino acids. The transcript has a single exon. Gene Ontology annotation, cellular component: membrane.